Molecule: messenger RNA, 1177 nt
Organism: Tarenaya hassleriana
Lineage: Eukaryota; Viridiplantae; Streptophyta; Magnoliopsida; Brassicales; Cleomaceae
Product: probable prolyl 4-hydroxylase 3
Exons: 8
Coding region: 162-1028 (288 amino acids)
Biological process (GO): peptidyl-proline hydroxylation to 4-hydroxy-L-proline
Cellular component (GO): endoplasmic reticulum
Molecular function (GO): iron ion binding; L-ascorbic acid binding; procollagen-proline 4-dioxygenase activity
Source: RefSeq, a predicted model, not a curated record
CGAGCCAACCUCGAGCUGCCCGGCUAGCUCAUUUUGACAUUGACAUCACUAGGAACACAAGUCCUCGGACCUUCGUUAUCAGGGUUUUGGGAUUCGGAUCACCGAUCCAGAUCUGACCGAUUAUUCUUCGGAUCUUUGAUUUUCCGGUGGAAACUCCGGCGAUGGCGAAGACGAGACCCUCGCGCUUACGCGCCAGGAAAUUGUCGACGUCGAUGCUAGUUCUGUCGAUGCUCUUCAUGCUAAGUGUUGUCCUCUUAAUGCUUUUGGCUCUGGGCAUUUUCUCUCUCCCGGUAAACGACGAUGAGUCUUCUUCGAUCUAUCUUUCUACCUCGUACAGGCGAAUGGCUGCGGAGAGAGGCGAGGGGAUUGAGAAGAGAGGAGAACAAUACACGGAAGUGCUUUCUUGGGAACCUAGGGCUUUUGUCUACCAUAAUUUCCUGUCCAAGGAAGAAUGUGAGUAUUUAAUCGAUCUCGCCAAGCCUCGUAUGGUAAAGUCAUCUGUUGUAGACAGCAAGACAGGCAAGAGCAAAGACAGCAGGGUGCGUACAAGCUCCGGCACUUUCCUUAGGAGAGGAAAGGAUAAAAUCAUCAGGGACAUCGAGAAAAGAAUAGCUGACUACACUUUUAUUCCUGUAGAAAAUGGAGAAGGGCUUCAAGUUCUUCACUAUGAAGAGGGGCAAAAGUAUGAACCUCACUACGAUUACUUUGUCGAUGAGUUCAACACUAAGAAUGGAGGGCAACGGAUGGCCACCAUGCUUAUGUAUCUGUCGGAUGUUGAAGAAGGAGGUGAAACAGUAUUUCCUGCGGCCAAUAUGAACUAUACUUCUGUCCCGUGGUAUAACGAGCUGUCCGAGUGUGGAAAAAAGGGACUCUCUGUGAAACCGAAAAUGGGCGAUGCCUUGCUCUUCUGGAGCAUGAGACCCGACGCUUCACUGGAUCCUUCAAGCUUGCACGGCGGUUGCCCUGUGAUUAAAGGAAACAAAUGGUCAUCUACAAAAUGGAUGCGUGCUGGGGAGUACAAAGUCUAAGCACUAAGCAUGCAUACAUGCACCAUCUGAUUAGGUUUCUUUUUCGGGCUAUAUUCUUUCAUUCGAUUGGUUCGGGUUUGUGUUUUUUUUCCGGAGGUUGUGAAAAUGAAUUUGAACAAUUUUUUUUGUGAAAUAUAUAUAUAGAUACA